Molecule: messenger RNA, 1575 nt
Organism: Belonocnema kinseyi
Lineage: Eukaryota; Metazoa; Arthropoda; Insecta; Hymenoptera; Cynipidae
Product: facilitated trehalose transporter Tret1-like
Exons: 2
Coding region: 40-1500 (486 amino acids)
Biological process (GO): transmembrane transport
Cellular component (GO): membrane
Molecular function (GO): transmembrane transporter activity
Source: RefSeq, a predicted model, not a curated record
CAUGAAAAUGUAUUUCAUGAUUUGCCCAAAAUUAUUCUAAUGAAAUCCAAAAUGGUAUUACGUCAAUUGUUGUCAUUGUGCACUUUCUCGAAGACUGGUGAAUUUAAACCAGGAAAAACUAUUGACGACAUGAAACGGAGAAGACAUGAUUUUAUGCAGUUUACAAAUUUUCUCUGUGGUUACAUAUUAAUGAUAGAUCUUGGCGCAAACUUAACCUGGCCCUCACCUGCAAUGCCCUAUUUAACAAGUAAAAAUUCAACAAUUCCAAUGUCAAAUGCUCAAGGUGCACUUUUGGCAGCGAGUACAAGUAUUUCUGGAAUAAUAGGAUUACUUCUGUGCCCUUUAAUAAUGGAUAGAAUUGGUAGAAAAUACACGAUCCUUGUAUUAGGAUUAAUACAACUGUUGUCAAAAAUUUUAAUCUACAUAGCUUACAACUACACAUUUUUAUUUGUAUCAAGAAUGAUGCUUAGUGUAGGUAUGAUGGGAACAUUCGCCUUCCUCCCUCUUUACAUAGGAGAAAUUGCUGCUGAAAAUAUAAGAGGAAGGUUUCUCAUUUUCGACAAAAUCUGUGCAAACUUUGGAUCAUUCCUAACGUCAAUCGCCGGAUCUUUUCUAGCUUAUAACUCGAUGAACCUAGUUAUGAUAUCUAUACCAAUAAUUGCAAUUCUACAUUUUCCACUUAUGGAAGAAACUCCGUAUUACUAUUUGAUGAAGGGUCGAGAAAAAGAAGCUAUUGAAACUCUAAUGAAAUUGUCGGGAGAGAAUAGAGUUGAAAUGGUAAGAGCAAAUACUGAAAGAAUGAAGAAUGCUAUUCGUGAAGGACGCGAUUCAAAGAAAACCAGCGUUAUAGAAUUAUUCAGUGACAGGGGUAGUCGAAGGGCUUUGAUGAUCAAAAUGAUUGCAGAAAUAACAUAUAUUUUCUCAGGUUAUCAUGCAAUUCAAACUUAUGCGCAAGAAAUUUUUAGCAACAGUGGUUCAUCCUUAGCGCCAGGACACUCCGUGAUGAUCAUGACAGGAAUUCAAAUAUUUGCUGGCUUGCCAUCUUAUCAUGUGGUUGACCGCUGGGGACGAAGGCCAACUUUUUUACUAUCCGGAGUAUUGUCUGCACUUUCAUUGGCAAUCGUGGGCCUCUUUUUCUUUUUAAAGUUCUUUCUUAAAGUCGAUGUCUCUUUUUUUACUUGGCUACCACUUGUUGGUCUAAUAUCAUUUACUUUUUCCUGCAACAUCGGACUCGCCACAAUUCCUUAUGUUUAUAGAGGAGAGCUGUUUUCUGUUAAAGUGAAGACUGUAGCUACUAUGUUCUCAGCGAUUAUUGCAGCAAUACUGAUAUCCAUAGCUCAAAUAAGUUUGCCACUAUUGAACGACUCUAUUGGUAUUUACUCAAGUUUUUGGAUUUUUGCGUCUUUUUGUCUGGUGGGGUCAACCACUGUUUUUUGUAUUGCACCAGAAACUAAAGGAAAGAAUUUAGAAGAAGUUAUCGAUUUAUUAAGGAAAAAAUAAUACUGUAAGGAGAAAAAGGUAUUGUCAAAGAAAUUAAACUCAUCACAUAGCGUAAAUAAAACAUUAUUCGUUUAA